AUGAAUGCAUUUUUGUAAUGUGGUGAAAUGAGCAGGCUUUUUGUAUUCUCCCAUAUUUCAGACGUGUUCUAGAUUUGAGGUCCGAGUUGUUGGUUGUUUUCGUCCUCCCCAGCGUCUGCUAUGCUGCUGAGAUUCUCACGCUACACCUGCGGGUCUGUCCGAGCCAAUAGGAGACCGACAUCUGGGGGGGGGGGUGGCGGCGUGGCACUGUGCAUCUAAAGUCUCAUCCGAUUGGUGCAACCCCCGGAUUGGUCGCCUGAAUACAAAAACAUCUGCGAAUAUGCAUUCACACCUAUGCUCGAUUGAGCCCCAGAGAACUCGAGUGGGGUGACUCAUUUUUUUUUUUUUUUUCAAUUUGAGUGCAGAAAUAAACAAAGAAAAGGCAUAUGUUUCAGAUGAACACUGGUCGCAAAUCAAGAUUUAGUUCCAAUUGUGACAACUAUGUGGCAACACUUCCCGAUUCAUCAGCGUGUCAGUCAACUCUCAUUUCUAAGAUGGCCGCCUCCUGCAAAAACAACUUAGAAAGUAAGGUUCGGCGAGCGAUAGAAAUGAAGUACAUUAUUCUGCGUGUUCGUAUAAAUCAAUGUUGUUUAUCAGCUUUCAUGAAUUAUUGAUAGAUAUCACAAAUGUUUGGACUUGGACCACUAUCGCACUUGCUGUUUUUCUCCCCCAAUCCGAGUUCUUUUCUUUCAGGCAACAAAGUCACUGAUCGGGAUCCAACCUUUGAAAGCGACGAUGACGUUGCCUCACUUGUGGUGAAAAGCGCAAGCAUGAUCCAAUAUGAAUAUCCAACAUGAUCCAAGUCCAAAUUCAGUAUUUGCCAAAAAACCCGAGGAAAACCACAGCUGACGUAGAAGCGUUUGUCAACAAGUAAUGAUUGCCAUACUAAGCACUGAAAUUGCAGCCCAAAAACUUCAAAUGGAGUUAUGGAGCAUUCUAGGUCUAGUCAGCUGAAUGAAUUCAAGUCUUCAAUAAAGCUCAUCAUCAAGUUUGUGGCAAGAAACUGGAGCUGAAAUAAUACUUUCCUCUGUUUAAGCAGCAAAGGCCAUUGAGAACACUUUCUCAUUUACGACGCACAAAUUCAAACCCAGAACCUCAGAGCUGCGAGGCAGACCUGCUGCCCAAGCGUACACUGCGCUUUGCGUUUGUGCCACGCGACCUGACGUUGUUGAUGCAUCAUCAUUAUCAUCGUCGUCAUCAUCAUCGAGCGUGUCCGUCUUCAUCAUCCUGAUGCCGCCUGCACCGGACAAAAGAUGAACGCGGGAACGGAGCGGCGUGCAGAUCAUAUUCACGGUCGAAGCCAAACAGUCAUAUCAAAAAGCACUUUUGUAUUUCAAAAUAUAAAUUUGACCUCACAAGCCUUGAUUUGAGCACUUUUUAAAUUCCAUGUAAGAUAAAAAAAAAUAUGUAUCUCAUAUGUGAUACCAACUUGGUUUUGGGUGACAGUAUCAUUUGCACAGUUGUAGUGUAGUUGUUGUCUGCACUGUCCACAAUUUAUAAACUUAGCUGAGGAUAAAUGAUUCUUUAAAUAGUUGGAUUACAUGUAUCUAUUAUUAUUGUACAUUUUGGGGUGGACAGCCUUUUUUUCAAUAGCCAUUGGCUAGCAAAAAGUCCAUGCUAGCAUACCAGAGCUAACCAGUCAAACCUCGUUGUCAACACAUGUACGGUGUGUGCGGUCGUUAAAUAUUAAUCACAUGUUAUAUUUGUAUAUAUUGUAUAGAUUUGUAUAUUUGUACUUUGAGUAUAGUCUUUAUUUCAUACCCAUUUGAUAUCAAACGUCCGCGUUCACAUACUGUCGAUAACCCCCCACUUAUAGUUCAACUAAAUGAACAAUUGUGUCUGAUUCAAUUCCAUGAUAAAUAACACAAAUUGCUUUUUUUUUUUUUUCCCCCAGAACCGAAUUGUAGGCGAAAAACUUAAUCUGUAUUGCAAAACAAACCUCAUAAAUGUAAUUCAGAUAACUUGCGCUAAUGCUAACAGGGAGCUAACCAUCGCUGCUACGGGCGUCAUUAUCAACAUUGAGGCUAAUGUGUGCUGUCAUUUUAUAUUUGUCGCAUGUGUUGUUAUAAUUAUAGAAAUGAUGUGUUUCAGGAUGGCUCCUUUGUUUAAUUGCCAUUUGAUAGCAAACUUCCAUGUUAGCAUAGCAGAGCUAACUUUGGCUAACAACCGCCAGUGAUGUAGUCCAACUAAAUUAAUGAUUCUGUUACUGUAAUUUGAAUGACCGGUCAUAAUGCUAUAAGUGAGCUACCGACCUCAUUAUCCACAAACAAUGUGCUUUUAUAUUAAUCAUUAUUAUUAUUUUGGUGGCGGUGCCUUUAAUUAGUAGCCAUCUUAAUAGUAAAAGUCCACGGUAGCACACUGGAGCUAACUUCUGUUAGCAACCGUCACCUCCAGUGAACUUUUUCAAAUAAAUCGACCGUUGUGUCAGUCUCACGUCAAUGAUAAGCAAUGCGUUUUAUAGCCCGAAUUCUACGCUAAAGCAUUUAUAUCCCAAAAGAAAUCUUAGAAACGUAGUUGAUGUAAUGCUAACGUUGUGCUAAUUGUCACCGGUCGGUCCGCGACGAGCGUCAUCGUCAACAUAUAGUGCUCAGCUGAUAUUAAUCACAUGUUUUGUUGUAAUUCAUACGAUUUGAGGUUUGGGAGCGGAUCCUCGAGGCAUUUGUAGCAAAUGUCCGAGUUAGCAUCGUGGAGCUAGCAACCUUGAGGCAACUGGUCCAACUAAAUGCACGAUUUUGUCAGACUCCAUUUGAUGAUGAAUGACUCAGGGUUUGUUUGUUUGUUUGUUUGUUUGUUUGUUUGAAGCGAAUAAUGUGAUUGGAAUGACGGGGAGUUGAGCUUGUUGCGACUUUAGUUCAGUUGAGGUUUUUGGGCUGUAAUUUGGGGCCCCAAAUCAAAGGCAAUUAAGGGGACUGAAGUGCUGGCCGGACGCCGGACGGCGGACGGCGGCGUGCGAUGCGAUGCGGGGGACGGAGGCUCCGCUUCGGCGUUCCUUCCCCUCUGAUUGGUCGUCGCCGUCGGGCUUCGGAGGCUCGGCUCGCUCGUUAGGCGCCUCCCCGUCCUCGUCGAGCGCAUUAGAAUGCACGCAGCUCGUCUUUUGGAAGCGCAAAGCGAAUUUGCUUCCCGUGGAGCUUUGCCAAAGCGGCGCAGACGUUUGCCUCGGUCGCCGGGGCCCGCGAUGCUCUCCCACGCCGACCUCCUGGAGGCUCGCCUGGGGAUGAAAGACGCGGCCGAGCUGCUGGGCCACCGCGAGGCGUUCAAGUGCCGCCUGGGCGGAAGCGGACCGGAGCCGGGACUCUCCGCCGCGCUCGGCCCGGUCCCGGACGGCGCGGAGGGCGCCACCGCGCUCCCCGCCGAGGACAUCGCCUCCGACCCGGCGCAGGGGACCAAGGAGCGGGACAAGCAGCAGCAGCAGCAGAAUCCCAACCCGCAGCAGGCCCAGAAACAGAAACGGCACCGGACCCGCUUCACGCCGGCGCAGCUCAACGAGCUGGAGAGGAGCUUCGCCAAGACGCACUACCCGGACAUCUUCAUGCGCGAGGAGCUGGCCCUCAGGAUCGGCCUGACCGAGUCCAGAGUGCAGGUCUGGUUUCAGAACCGGCGCGCCAAGUGGAAGAAGCGCAAGAAGAGCACCAACGUGUUCCGGGCUCCGGGCACGCUGCUGCCGACUCACCACGGCCUGCAGCAGUUCACGUCGGCGGCGGCGGCGGCGGCGGCGGUCGCCAUGGGCGACGGCCUGUGCUCCUUCCACGCCAACGACGGGCGCUGGGGCCCCGCCAACGUGUCCCAGCUCCAGCUGCCCCCCGCCCUGGGCGGCCGCCAGCCGGCCGGGUCUCACUCCCUGAGCCGCUCCCAGUGCGGCCUCCAGCCGCCGCCGCCCGCCUCCAUGGGGCUGUCCAACAUGUCCGACAUGUCCGGCGGCGGCGGCGGGCUGCAGUCCCACCUGUACCAGCCCCACUUCCCCGGCAUGGUGCCCACCGCCAACGUGAGCGGGUCGCCGCAGCUGUGCGGCUCCUCGCCGGACAGUGACGUGUGGAGGGGCACCAGCAUCGCCUCGCUCCGCCGCAAGGCUCUGGAGCACACGGUGUCCAUGAGCUUCACCUAAUAGCAACGCCGGCUGACAUCUUGUGACGCGGAUUCACACACAUUCUGCACCCAAAAAUAUGCCGCUGUUAUUGUUAUUCCGCAAAUUUGCCGUUCUGCUCCUUCCGACUUUCGCCACCACUUCAAAUCAUUCAAACUUCCAGCUCGUCGAGAAAAAUUGCAACUACUUUCCGCGUUCUAAAAUUCCCAAUUUUCCCACAAUUCCACAAUAAAAUAUUUCUCAUCAUUUUCAUUUCAAAGUCAAACUGUAAAGUCCAAUUAGAACGUCGCGCUCGACAACUUUUUUCUUUUUCACGUUCCAAAUUUCACAGUACAUUUCCCAGAUUUGACAUAUUUACAUGUUCCAUUUGGUGACUCGUGACAAGUUCCAAAUAUUUCCCUCAUUGAGGACAUCUUGUGAACUAUUUUCCACAUUUCCAACACUUCUCAUGGUGAAAUUCCCACAUUAGGAGAGAAUCGACAGAUUUACUGUUUGCGUAGCUUCCACAUUUCUUGACCGAUUCCAACUUGAAAAUAUUCAACUCAUUCAGUACACCACUGGAAUUAUUUUCCACAUUUUCAAAAUUCCUUUUUUUCCCACAAUGCCACAUUUUCCUUGAAAAUAAUCCUGUUGAUAUGAAUCGAGACUUUCUCAAUAUCGAUCCGUAUUCAACCGAUUUUAAACCAUUUCUACCUCAAUCUAAUCAUCUCCUUCAGGAUAUCUUGGGAGUUUUCCCCCCCCACAUUCCCAGAAUUCCCACAUUUUGCAUUAUUCCACAUUUCCCCUGACAAUAUUCCCAAAUGAAUGCAGACAUUGAACUUCUCUUACCCCCCGACCGAUUCCAACUGUUCCAACUUGAAAGAUAUUGGCAACGAUUUAAAACAUUCCCAAAAUGUCCCAAAUUUCCAGAUAUUUGACAUAUUUACCUUUUCAUGACCGAUUCAAACCGUCCCAGACGUGAAGUCUUGCAUUUGACAUUCCAACAAUUGGAUGAGUUCUAAAGUGUUUCAGUUCCACUUCUGCUCUUCGCCGUUCACAUUUAACAUUGCCUAUAGUUAUUAUUUAUUCUUACGUUGAUUUUCACAGAGCAAUCAUUUUGGCACGGUGCGCAUUUGUUAAUUUGAAAUCAUUUAUUGUGACAGCAUGGAAACAAAACAAACAAAAAAAAAACACUGACUGGCUGCACACUUGCUGUCUUUACACUUUCAAAUCAUUGUAAAAUGUACAUAGGAUGUUUUUGUGAUCUCUUGGCGUGCCGAUGACGAUGAUGGUGAUGAUGAUGAUUUUUCUUAAAUGUCACAGCCAUUUUUUUUGGGUUUGUCUC
Messenger RNA from Phyllopteryx taeniolatus (common seadragon), 5405 nucleotides. RefSeq names its product orthopedia homeobox a (gene otpa). Gene Ontology annotation, biological process: regulation of DNA-templated transcription; neuron differentiation. Bases 3077 to 4102 code for a protein of 341 amino acids. The transcript has 5 exons. NCBI's taxonomy places the organism in Eukaryota, Metazoa, Chordata, Actinopteri, Syngnathiformes, Syngnathidae. Gene Ontology annotation, molecular function: DNA-binding transcription factor activity, RNA polymerase II-specific; DNA binding. The record is from RefSeq and is a predicted model, not a curated record.